Messenger RNA from Pseudovirgaria hyperparasitica, 1120 nucleotides. Its product is annotated as calcium-dependent phosphotriesterase. The record is from RefSeq and is a predicted model, not a curated record. Bases 143 to 1120 code for a protein of 325 amino acids. The transcript has a single exon. NCBI's taxonomy places the organism in Eukaryota, Fungi, Ascomycota, Dothideomycetes, Acrospermales, Acrospermaceae.
CCGAAGCGAGCCUCCGGAUAUUAGGAGCUUCGGAGCCCGGCAGUGCAAGCAAGUACAUACGAGCACCCCCCCUCCGGACCUACACCACCGCAAAACGCACCACGCAGAUUCCACGCCCAAGCAUCAACCUAUCCAAUCCACGAUGCCAUUCGCAUUCCCCACCCUCAUCGCUCUCCUCACACUACUCCUCCCCACAGUUAUAUCCAAACCCCUCCAAACACCAGAGACACUAUACACCUUCCCAACCAGUGCCACCGGCCCAACAUUCCUCGAAAACAUCGCCGUCCGCGCCGACAACUCCCUCCUCCUCACAACGCUCUCCUCAGCUACAAUAUACACAUACAACCCCGAAACGCCACACGUCGCGCCUUUCGUUCUAGCUACAUUUCCACCGCCCCUGAACGGCGUAACGGGAAUCGCAGAAUAUGCACCUGACAUGUUCGCUGUGGCGGUAGGGACAUGGAAUGUUAGUGCGCAGCGCGCCACGGGACUAGAAAUCUGGAGGGUGGAUCUUUCGAGAAGCGGAGGCGGAGACAAGAUAGGUGCCGAGACGCGGAUGGUGGUGCGAGUACCGGAGGCCAGGGCGUUGAAUGGCAUCACGGCUGUACCCGGGCAAAAGGGCAGGGUGCUGGUUGCAGAGAGCUACGGCGGCGUUGUGUAUGCGGUUGAUAUGCGGCGAGGGACGUACGAGGUUGCGAUUUCAAGCGCAUGUCUGGCUGCUGGGGACAGGCUUGGCGUUAAUGGUAUCCAUGUUUCCGGCUCGUAUGCAUAUUUCGUGAAUUCUUUUGGCGGUUUCUUUGGGCGUGUGGCUAUUCACGCCAACGGUACGGCGCGAGGGGAUGUUGAGAAGUUGGUGGGGUUCGAGGUUGGCCCUAUGAGUGUUUGGGAUGAUUUUGCUACGGAUGGAAAAGGGGUGUUUUGGAUUGCGAGUCAUCCCAACACGGUGGUGAAAGUGGGGAAGGGGAGAGACGGGUGGGUUAGCGAAGUUGUGGCAGAGACUGGAGACAAAGGAGAUAUUGGACCGACGAGUGUGGCUUUUGGAAGAGGAAGGAGGCAGAACUUGCUGUAUGUUGUCAGUGGGGAUGGGAGGGUGCAGAGAUUGAAUACUAGGGAGGUGUGA